CGCUAGGUAGUGUGUGAACCAGAGUGGUUCAAUACAUAGUGCGGUGGUGAAUAGCAUUAUUUGCAUUAACUUGUGUUUAAACAUAUUUCCAUUAGUUGAUUACCGCGGCUCGCGAAUUAGUGUAAAUUAAAAGUGAUAUACAGUGCUUCCCUUAUUUUCCUAACAGUUUGUGAGUUGAAAAAUUUAAUAUUAAUAUUCGUGCAAUUUUAUCACCCACAUUUUUUUUGACCAUUUUCAAUGAUACAAUCUAUUCUUUCAAAACUAAUUGUUAAUAGCCUAAUCAGACUAGAAUGCAUAUUAUAAUCAUCAGAACUAGAAAGACAAUUUGAUCAAGUCAGAUUUAUCCCAAAAACAAAAUUGUGCAAUUCAUGUCAUAAAACCUAAGGAUUCGAAGGUAGUGAAAACAGCUCAAGUGUGUUAAAACAAGAUUAAGUGGUGCAUAAUUUGAACAAUAUUCAAGGAAACAGAUUAUCAUAUGAAAGAAAACUCUCGCAUUCAUUUUGACAGAAUCUUCAACUAGUUCUUUGAAUACCACCUCACCAGGAAAAAAUUGUGAAAUUGGAUACCUGUGAUACAUUCUUCUCAACUAAACAACAACAAUCUUCAGCCACAAGUUGAUCAAUAUUGUAAAUGCUCGCUAAUUGAGGCAAAGCUAAUCUCAUCCUCAAGUGCGGCUAGAAAGAGCAAGUACUGUUGAUAAGGAGCUUUUUAACUGCAGUUCUGAGAGGAAGACACACCAAUGAAAUCUUGAAAUUCGAGAUAAUAAUAAUUUGAGAUCUGGAAAUUCAACAUACUGCAGUGUAGCACUACAAUCCAGCUUUCUACAAAACAUCUGAGAUAGAACUCAAUUCUGAGUCUUUGCUAUUCAAACAUCAUUCUGAAAGUGAGAAACUGAUUAAUGUGUUGAAUCCUGAGAUGUUAUCCAUUUCACUACAAUCCUGAAAUCAAGGCUUAGUUUUUCUCUCCCGGUCAGUCCUCUAUUUUGAAAAUAAUGAAUGAAUAAAGCUGAGCAAGCUAAUAUAAGUUGAAGUAGUUGAAAAAUUAGAAAUCUCUCAACUGCAAUUCCAGAGUUAGAACUGUCUAAAUUGUGUGAUUCUGAGAUGCCAUCUACUGCAGCACAAUCAUCCCCAGCCACAACUCUCCAUCUGUUGUCACCAGUUUGCUGAGUCAGCCAGUGAUGACUCAGCACUUUGCAACGGGCGACUACAAUGCAAGCGGCGACGGCUACUCAGCAGCAGCAACAGGUGGCUCGGGCGUUAUGUCCUCCGGGCCGGAUUCAGUUGGACCGGGCAAUGACGUCACCGCUGAAGACCUCGCCGGCAUUUUCGCCAACAGAACCCCGUUUUUGACCGCUGUUCUGGGCGCUGGCAUACCCUACUGCACCCAAUGGACCCAGGUGAACCACGUCUACUUCCAGUUGGCUAACACGUUCUUCUUUCUGUCAUACCUGGCGCCCAAUGGAUUGUAUGGUAUCCUCUACCUGAGGUGUACACUGCUGGUGGGAUGUGCUUUCUUCGCACUGUGGGGUUGGACUGUGUUGUGCUCGUUUGACGCUUUUCUGUGGAAUGCAAACUUUGUUGCCAUCAACUUCAUACAUGUGUGUGUGCUGCUCUACAGACUCAGGCCGAUCAAGUUCACCAGAGAGGUUGAGGAGGUGUACCAAGCACUAUUUAGGCCGCUGAAGGUGACGAGACACCAAUUCAAGAAGGUGCUGGACUGCAUGAAAAUGAUCAGGCAGCUCAAGUACCAGGAGGUCUACGCACAAGAAAAGGUCACCAAAGUAGACAGCCUUUCACUCGUGCUCUCCGGAAAAUUAGUAGUAUCUCAAAACGGGAGAGCACUGCACAUAGUUUUUCCACAUCAGUUCCUCGAUUCACCCGAAUGGUUUGGUGUCUCAACUGAUGAAUACUUCCAGGUCUCAGUUACAGCCAUGGAAGAAUCUAGGAUACUACUCUGGCAUAGAGACAAGUUAAAACUAUCGAUAAUAACCGAUCAAUUCCUUCAGGCUGUGUUCGAUCAUAUUCUCGGCAGAGAUGUGGUCAAAAAAUUGAUGCAGUCGUCAGAGCAAAAAAUGGGCAAAAGCAUUAAGGAUGAUAAACGAAGAAAUUGUAAAAAUUGGAAGAAUCACACACCAAACUCAAGAGAUUGGGUGAGCGAAACAAUGACGGCGGCUAACAGUCAGAACGGCCAUCUUGCCAAUGGAUUGGACGAUGCUGAAGACAAGCCAAUGCUGAUUGUGAAGAAGUCUGGGGAUGGGCCAGGCAUAACUGCACUAAUCAACAGGCAGUUACAAGGCAUCCCUAGGAUAAGGUACUAUUACUGUGCCAACGAUCCGAACGCAUGGAGACUCGGUAGGAUCGAGGAAACAGACCAUGAGACACCCGUUUGACUCCAGGACGACGAUUCAGAAGAAAACUGGACAUAAAACCUCAAAAUUCCGACUUGAAACAAUAAUUUUUGUGCACCAAACUCCUAUCAACCACAAAAACCUGUUUCAAAGCAUCAGCAACUGUGUUCCACAAUCACUAAAUAUUGACUGUCAAAUAGCAGAUGAUAGCCUAAAAUUCGGAAUUGAUUCUAAGGGCAUCUAUUAAAUUAUAAUCGAGAGUCUCGUCUCUCAAUGUUUGGAAUUAUAGGCUUGUUUGUAUAAGACUUAUAUGUAGGCUAUAUAACAAUCAAGAUCUAGCAACUAGUUGAGAAUCAAAUAAAUAUGAAGCAGCUUAUUAAAUUUUAAGACAGAUAAUAGUAUGGAUUUUAAUUGCCUAAUUGAAAUUGAGCCCGGAUUAUUGAGCUAAAUAGAUUAUUUUUUAUCCACAUAAAUUUGAACCAGAUAUAUAAUUUGAGACAAAACAAUACAUUGGUAAAAAUGUAUUUUAAUGAAUUGUGUAUCAUUGAAUCAGUAAAUGGAUAAAUGAAUAAAUAAGGAUUGGAAACGAAUAUAAUUAUUUGAAACAAAGCAUCAAAGUUAAAUUUCUGCGAGAGGUAAACUGGAAACAGUUUCUAAAAAUAAUUGUAAACAGGUAGGCUCUUUGAAUAAUUGUAGUAACUUUAUAGUUGAGGGCAAAUAUUGAAGAUUAAACAUUACUAAACAUUAUCAAAGCCUUUGAGUUGAAAAGGUAGUCCAUGUAAUCCAUGGGCUAAAAGUACUAUAUUGUUAUAGUACUAUACCUGAUGAUAACAGAAAACAGAGAUUUGCAAGUCUUAACCAAAAAUUUUCCCAUUAAAUUACUUUUAAUGAUCUCAAAUAAUAAGAAUACAUAAUCAGUUCAACGUUAAAAUCAUCAAUAAAAGAAUAUUAUGAUAUCUGAGUCAUAUAUUGACUAGAAAACAUAAUUUUUCAAGAAAAAAAUACUUAAAUGGAAAAAUAUAAGGCCUGCUCGUAAAUUCUGUAUUCCAGUAUAAAAAAUAUAAAAUUUGUGCUUCUUAUUUAUUUUUACAAAAAGCACUUCCUACAAUUCUAUGAAGAAACGCAUAUUAUACUCAAAAUGUUUUGCCAAUCUCUUGUAUACUCUUUGCCAAGUUUUCAACUAUUUAAGAUGCAUUCAGUAUUAUCGAGAAAGUAUUAUGUGCUAUAUUUAUUUGCAACUUCUAGUAAUAUCAUAGAUUUUGUUAUAUUUGUAACUUUCAUUUUAUAUGUCAUUACUGCUGUGUCUUAUAACUCUAGAAACAAGUGCUGUGUCUAGUUGAAAAUCAAAUAACUAUGAAUAUUUGAUUAAUAGGUUUUUUAUUUUUAGAUUUUCAAACAAUACCUGUAAAUUAUGUAAAUGUAUUAUGUGUAUAGAAAGUAAGAUGUGUUUAUAGAUGUAAGUGAAUAUAAUGGUCGAUUUUUGUAACAACUAACAUAGUGUAGAUAUGUCUAAAAAGAUUUGGACGGUGUUUGAUGUAUUUCCUAGUGAGAGAAAAUAUUUCCGUUUGUCUCUAGUUAACAAUAAAAUAAUGUAACAUGACAACUCAUAGGAAUUUGAUGAAAAUAUGAGGGGAAUGUUCAAUGAAUUCAUCAAAUUACAUUAAAAUUGUACAUCACAUUUCAAUUUACAUAGGACAACUUAUUUGAAAAAUUGAAUUCAUUCAAAGAAAUGUGAUUUAUUCAAUUUUUGAAAAAGUUGUAUAUGUACUGAAAAUAACACAGUUUAUUAUAACCCUUGAUGUAAUAUCCUGUCCCAUGAUACUGAUAUUUUUUAAGAUGUACGGUAUCUACUACAACAUCCUUGUAACUUAAUUGUUCGUUCUAAAACUGAAGUUCUAUGAAGCUAGUUGUAUCAAUAAAGAAUCAGUACACAAAUACAUAAAUUAAGAAGAGCAGAAAUUGAAUUUAUAUCGAGAAAUGAAAUAUUUCCAAAAGUUUAUUUAAUCAAUGUCAUAUCAGUAUGCACCUUUGUGAAUUGAUUAUUAAAUCAUAUCUUCCAUUAUCCUACAUAUCCCUACACUUCUACAAAACGAACCAAUUCAAUUGAAUAUCAAACACAUAUUCAGCAUAAUCCCACUAAAUUAUCACAUCAAUGGACCCAAUAGAUGUCAUAUUUUUAUAAACCCUGUAGUUUUGAUGGAAUAACUCAAUUUUAAUGUAAUACGUCAUGUGAAACUGUAAUAAAAUUCCAAAAUGUAGACACUCUUUUCAAAAUGAAAACGACUUUGAUCGUGGAGAUUAUUUUUUGAAACUUCACGAGAACCAACAUUGAUUUGGUGAAGAUAUUUCAGGAAGUACUUUUUGAUUUAAUAUAACACUAAAAACUGCAUUUCUUUGUGAAGAGUUGUAAAAUUUUAAAUUUUCAUUAUAAAGCAAUUCAUUGUACUGUUUUGUUGACAAAUUCAUCUUGUCAUUACUUAUUUAUUUCUCAUUCAUAAUCAACUUAAGGACAAAGAAACAGACUACAGUUCAAAACUUCUUUUUAUCCUAAUUUCAUAAAAUAAAUUUUCCAAAUGAAGGUUAUGUGAAACUUUUCAUUUUUUCACUAAUUUCCACACUGAAACAAAACACUACAUACAUUUUCAAUUUUGAAUUUAAAAGCUUAAUAUGGAAGUCCAAAAACACACCAAAAAGAAUUACGUCAUCUAAUACAGUAACACUAUUGGAUUUUGAAUAUGUAGACACUCUUUUCAAGAUGAAAAUGACUUUUAUUAUAAAAAUUAUUUGAAAAUAACACCCCAUUAUUUAUUAUUUAUUUAUUACAUUCCACAAUCACAAUAUCAAGUUAAUGAUUGGGAGAGAAUCAACAGGAUAAACCCAUAACAAUCUAAUGUACAGACUUGUUGACAAAUUCACCUUACCAAUUAACAUAUAUACUCAAUGGGCUACUGUUUUUACCAUUACCAAAAUUACUCAAACUUGAAAACCUUAAGAAAACAAUGGCAUUUUCAAACCUGAAAAAAUUCAGUCUUCAUCACUGACUAUAUUUUGAUAGAUACAAUAUUAUUUAUGAACAAACAAAAUUAUUCAGAACUUAGCUUAAAAUAAUUAAAUGAUUCUAAAGUUGCAAGAUGUAUUAUGCGAAUUGGAUGGUAUUGUCAUACUAUUGCUGGAAAUUAUAAGAGUAGGCUAGAUAAUAAGUUACCAUGGUAUGAAAAUAUAUAAGAAAAUGUGAAGAGUUUGUUCAAUUGGAUAAGCGACUGAAUGAGAUGUGAAUUGAAUGUAUGGUUGAUUUUAGAUUGUUAUGUUCCAUAUGUUGUUACCAAAAAAUUAAGUUUGAAUACUUGACAAAUGUGACAUUCAGAAAUGCCAUAUAUAUUUUUCAUCAUAAAAGAAUAGCAUAUUUUGUGAAGAUAUGGAACACAUACUUCCAUGAGUUGAAUAUAAAUUUUUGAAAAAAAUGUUAUUUGAAGAAUUUUUGGAAAAAUGGAUGUCAUCGAAAAAUUUACUUAUAUGUAUGAUAAUACCAGACCCAUUAUUUAUCAUACAAGAAUAAUAAAUUUAUUUUAUGCUUACUUAGCUUCAUCAGAUUAUUUUCAAAAUUUAUUUAUUUACAAUGAACCUAAGGACAAAGAAACAAACUACAAUCCAAAACUUCUUUUCAAAUUGCAGUAUUUCUCAGUAUUACUUAGUCAAUGCGUUAAUAUACUUGGUAAUAAUUGUUAAAAAUUGAAGUGUUGAGAUUCAAAGAUAUAUUUGAGAAUAUACAUCCAUUAUAAGUCGAUCGCAGUGCAGUAAGGGGUUCGAAAACAAUAGGUAAUUUAUUUCAAAAGAAUCAAUUCACUCUAUAAAAGCGUAACAAUUUUCCUAUUACGAAUGAUACCCACAUGGGCGUUUUGUUUGUGCUUGGGUAAUGGAAAGUACGAGGGUGAUUUGAUGAAAUUAUCAAACGUCCAUGCCUACAGGUGGGAUUCGAACCAACGACCAACCAGUUAGCGCUAGCAGACGAAAACCGUGCCCACACUGAACAUAUGUUCGACAUACAUGCUCGGCAAACAUGUUUGUUGAGGGGCUCAGGGACAAACAUUUUAAAAAGUUUGGACAAUCAUUGUUUGUCAAACAAAAAAUUACUGUUUUCCAAGCAUUUUCAGUGCUUACUAUAAAACAUGAAAACCUGUGUACUCCUCACUUACAAUAUUUUGUUUGGUGACGCGUACACACUGGCCACGGGCAAACUUUGUUUGUCAAACAUAAUAAAAUUUGCCCAACUGUUCCAACAAACAUGUUUGUCAAACAUUGUUCAGUAUGGACACGGCUUAAAGGGUGCAAUGCCUUAGUCGUUUUGGUUAUAUUGGGAUGAGUUUUUUUCAAUCCAAAAUCUUAAGUUUUUUUUCUUGUAGCCCUUAAAUUAUUGUUUAUUAAUUAACAAAAUUGAGUGUGCCUAAUAUUGUUGUAUAGAGUUAUAACAAAACCCAAAUAAUUUGUGUUAGAUUUUGAUUAUUAAUAAUUACAAUAAUUAUUGAGUGGGUGCUUGAAUAGAACUGUAUCACUGUUUGUGAGAGAAAUUCUAAAUAGAAAUUAAUGUUCAUAUUAUAUUGGAAAAUUGUAAACUAAUAACUUCCACAAGCUGAAUGUUGUACUUCAAUUAGUGCUGUAAAUAGAUUUCAAAAAGUGUUAGCUUGAAUUAUAAAUGUGGGACGGGGUUGGAAAGUAUUAGUAUCAGUAAAGAUUAUUUUUUUAGAAAACCUACUGCAUUACAUGAAAAUAUUAUUUUAGAAUGAUGAAUGAAAUAUUCCUUUAAUCAAAAAAUGUCUGGAAGUCACAUUACACAUAGAAUAAUAUAAAUGUUGAGUUUGUCUUCACUAAAGUUACAUCAAUUAAAAAUUGAUACUACUCACAUGAGUUUGAUAAAUUAUAAAUAGUUCAAGGAAUAAGAAAUCCUUCAAGGAUGAAUAAUGGAGAAUCUAUUAAACCCUGCAUUAUUAUUAAAUCAACAAUACAUGAAUAUACAUCACCGAAUUAUAAAUUUAAAUUCAUUUCAAUUUACAACAUCACCAAGAGGAGAUGUCAACAAAACGCACAUAGUAGAAAUAAUGUAGAUAAAGGAAAUAACACAGGAAACCCUCAGAAAUUCUUCGGUAAAAAAUAUCCCACUUCUCUUUCAGGUCCAGUUCUUACUUAUAUUUAUGAAAUAAUACUUUUGACCUAUCAGCUUCCGUUUCUUAGAACCAUAUAUCACAUUAUGAAUUUAUUUAUUUAACAUUUUAUUUUGUAAUAGUAUUCUCCCAUGUUGUAAAUUUGUAUUGCUUUUAUUAUGUAUUUCUAAGAUGUUUUAAUUCUUUUAUUUCUGCCAAUAAAACAUUUUAAUUUUCAUUUUCAAUUUCCAAGUCGAAUAAUUGCCGAUAAAUAUACAGUACUGAUCAAUAUUUUAGUAAAAAAAAAAACAAGAAUGGAUGAAUUUGAAAAUCCAGAACUCAACAGAAGUUGAGUGAUUGUUUAUCACGAUCAACCAUUUAUUGUGCAGUUAAAUUAACCUACAUGCGUUAUGUUUCCAUUGAUAGGAUCCACACUCUUUAGGACCUAUACUACUUAUAUUAACCUUCCAUUGCAUGAUGAUCCAAUAAAAUACUUCUCAAAUCAUCAACUAGUUUAAAACUCAUUAUUUAAUGUAAUAAUUACAAUUGAAACCAGCUCAAACGUUAUCGAGCUUACAACAGGAUACGACUUUCUGGGUGGUUUAGAAAAAAAACGUUGAUUAGUAAUUAUUGAGAUAAUGAAUAAAUUCAGAUUGAAAUCAAAUGGAAAAUAUUUUUCAAUGCAAUAAUGAGGAUGAAUUCUUUGACAACUGUUAUUGAUAGUAAAUUGCGAAUCGAAAAAUAAUGAAAAUAUUCUGCUCUUAAACUAUAAAUCGAAAUUUGAUUUGAUCUACUAUUAAUGUUCCUUUGAUUUAUAAUAACUCAAUCCUAUUUCAAAAUGUUCAGAAUUUUGUAUUCAUUCGUUGAAAGGAGUUUCUAAAUGUGAUUCAUCAUUUAAUACAAUAUGAUUUUGUAGGAAAUUGCACAAUUUUAAGUUUAGGUAAUAGGUAUUCAAAAUUCAUUAUUAGACUUGAAAUAAACCGGAAAAGAGAAGGCUAUCAGAACAAGUAAUUAAAAAACUUCAUCCCUGAAUAUGAAAAUGAUUAUUGGAUUUGAAUAACGCGAAUUCAAAAUUAUCAUGGCUUUUUUAUACAUUCGACAGUAUUCAAUGGCAUUGAAGUUCAUACAAGAAUACAACAUAAAUUCUUUCAAACUAUUUGUAUCGCAACAUUUUAUUUUCAUUAAUCCUAUUGUGAAUACUUUCAGUAAUUAAAAAAUUCUGACAAACUGUAACAUUAUUUCAUUAUUAGCUUGUUGGUCUGAAUGAUAUCAUAAUGUGGGUGCUAUAUUUAAUGUUGAAAGAAUACACAUCUAUGUAAAAAAUGACCUUAGAUAUUUAUAGUAUUGUGCCUUGCGUUGUCAAGUUGUCAAAAUGUAACCAUGUCGAAUGAAGAGAUAGUUAUUAUGAAAUCCUGUUUAAUCGAUUAAUUUUUGAAUGAAAUGUAUCCCUUAGAUGUCUGUCUAACUUUGUUGUAAAUAAAUAACUAUACAAUGUUGUAAAA
Molecule: messenger RNA, 8984 nt
Organism: Nilaparvata lugens (brown planthopper)
Lineage: Eukaryota; Metazoa; Arthropoda; Insecta; Hemiptera; Delphacidae
Gene: bves
Product: popeye domain-containing protein 3
Exons: 9
Coding region: 1178-2389 (403 amino acids)
Cellular component (GO): sarcolemma
Molecular function (GO): cAMP binding
Source: RefSeq, a predicted model, not a curated record